AUGGAAGCAGGAGAAGAUUGUUGCGUGAAGGUUGCAGUCCAUGUGCGACCGCUCAUUAACGAUGAGAAGGUUCUAGGCUGCAAAGAUUGUGUAACCGUCGUUCCUGGGAAGCCUCAGGUACAAAUUGGUGCCCAUUCCUUUACAUUUGAUCAUGUUUAUGGGGGCACUGGUUCUCCCCCAUCUGCCAUGUUCGAUGAAUGUGUUGCUUCCCUUGUUGAUGGUUUGUUCCAAGGAUAUAAUGCUACUGUUCUGGCAUAUGGUCAGACAGGUUCUGGGAAAACAUACACCAUGGGCACUGGCUUUAAAGAUGGUUGCCAAGCAGGAAUAAUACCCCAAGUUAUGAGUGUCUUGUUUAACAAAAUUGAGACCUUAAAGCAUCAGAUUGAAUUUCAGUUGCAUGUUUCCUUUAUUGAGAUUCUUAAAGAAGAAGUAAGAGACUUGCUGGACCCAUCCUCUAUGAGCAAACCAGAAACUGCAAACGGACAUGCAGGGAAAAUGACUAGUCCUGGGAAACCGCCAAUUCAAAUUCGUGAGACAUCAAAUGGUGUUAUUACCCUAGCAGGAUCUACUGAAGUCAGUGUGACAACACUAAAAGAAAUGGCUGCUUACCUAGAACAAGGAUCAUCGAGUAGAGCUACUGGGAGCACAAAUAUGAACAACCAAUCCAGUCGUUCACAUGCCAUCUUCACCAUCACAUUAGAGCAAAUGCGGAAGCUCAAUAGUCCUAGUGAGAUCAGUUUAAAUGAUACCAUGAAUGAAGAGUAUCUUUGUGCCAAGUUGCACUUAGUAGAUCUUGCUGGAUCAGAACGAGCUAAAAGAACAGGGUCUGAUGGUCUGCGUUUUAAGGAAGGAGUUCACAUUAACAAAGGCCUUCUAGCACUCGGUAAUGUGAUUAGUGCCCUUGGUGACGAAAAGAAGAGAAAAGAAGGUGUUCAUGUUCCUUAUAGGGAUAGUAAACUUACUAGGCUUUUGCAGGACUCACUUGGCGGUAACAGCAGAACUGUUAUGAUAGCCUGCAUAAGUCCUGCUGAUAUUAAUGCUGAGGAAACCCUUAAUACUUUGAAGUAUGCAAAUCGUGCGCGCAAUAUCCAAAAUAAGCCUGUUGUCAAUAGAGAUCCCAUGUCCAAUGAAAUGCUAAAGAUGCGACAACAGCUAGAGUAUUUGCAAGCAGAACUUUGUGCUCGUUCUGGUGGCUCUUCUGAGGAAGUUCAGGUCCUCAAGGAACGAAUUACUUGGCUUGAAGCAGCUAAUGAGGAUCUUUGUCGUGAACUUCAUGAAUACCGUAGUAGAUGCUCUGUUGUAGAACAAUGUGAAAAGGAUGCUUAUGAUGGUAGCACAUACAAUGUAAAGACUGAUGGGCUUAAGAGGGGCUUACCUAUCACAGCCUCUGAUUAUCCAAUGGGUGAAACAACAGCAGGGGAUUCAAGGGAAAUUGAAGAAGUAGCAAAAGAGUGGGAGCACACACUUCUGCAAAAUACUAUGGAUAGAGAGUUACAUGAAUUGAAUAAACGCUUGGAGCAGAAAGAGUCUGAGAUGAAGCUUUUUGGAGCAACUGAUGCUGAAGCACUCAAGCAUCACUUUGGGAGGAAAAUAAUGGAACUGGAGGAUGAGAAGAGAGCUGUGCAGCGAGAGAGGGAUCAUCUUUUGGCUGAAGUUGAAAAUCUUGCUGCCAAUUCUGAUGGACAAACACAGAAAUCAGAGGAUAUCCAUGCCCAAAAAUUGAAAGCACUUGAAGUCCAGAUUCUGGAUCUGAAGAAGAAACAGGAGAACCAGGUUCAGCUUCUGAAGCAAAAGCAAAAAAGUGAUGAAGCAGCAAAGCGACUGCAAGAUGAAAUACAAUCUAUAAAGGCCCAAAAGGUUCAAUUGCAACAAAGGAUAAAACAAGAGGCAGAACAGUUUCGCCAGUGGAAGGCUUCCAGAGAGAAAGAGCUGCUGCAAUUAAGGAAGGAAGGAAGAAGAAAUGAGUUUGAAAGGCAUAAGCUGCAAGCUUUAAAUCAGCGCCAGAAAAUGGUCCUUCAGAGAAAGACUGAAGAAGCUGCAAUGGCCACCAAGAGGUUAAAAGAGUUGUUAGAAGCUCGUAAAUCUUCAAACCGAGAUACUUCAGUUACAAUGAAUGGAAGUGGAACAAAUGGACAGAGCAAUGAGAAAUCCUUCCAACGGUGGCUUGAUCACGAGCUAGAAGUCAUGGUAAAAGAGCAUGAAGUUCGUUUUGAGUAUGAGAAGCAGAGUCAAGUGCGAGCUGCUAUUGCAGAGGAGUUAGCCAUGCUGAAGCAAGUAAAUGAGUUUGCUGCCAAGGGUCUCAGUCCUCCAAGAGAAAAGAAUGGAUUUGCUAGAGCAUCCUCCAUGUCACAAAAUGCAAGAAUGGCCAGAAUAGCUUCACUUGAGAACAUGCUGAGCAUAUCGUCUAGUUCACUUGUGGCAAUGGCUUCUCAACUUUCUGAGGCAGAAGAACGAGAACGGGCUUUCACUAACCGUGGACGCUGGAACCAGUUGCGCUCAAUGGGAGAAGCCAAGAAUUUGCUUCAAUAUAUGUUCAAUUCUAUUGCAGAUGCUAGGUUCCAGCUGUGGGAAAAGGACAUGGAGAUCAGGGAAAUGAAAGAUCAAAUCAAAGAACUUGUAGGUCUAUUACGGCAAAGUGAGAUUAAGAGAAAGGAAGUGGAGAAGGAACUAAAAGUGAGAGAGCAAGCUGUUGCAACCACAUUGGCUACACCAGCUUCUGGAAACUCUCCAAAUUCAUUGAAACACUGCGCUGAAGACAUCAAGGAACCUUUAUCUCCAGAGUCUGUGCCAGUACAGAAACAGCUUAAAUAUACACCAGGCAUUGCUAAUGGCCAAUUGAGGGAAUCAGCAGCAUUUAUAGAUCAGAGUAGAAGGAUGGUACCCAUUGGGCAACUGUCAAUGAAAAAGUUAGCAAUUGUAGGACAAGCCUCUGGCAAGCUAUGGAGGUGGAAAAGAAGCCACCAUCAGUGGCUACUACAAUUCAAAUGGAAGUGGCAGAAGCCAUGGAAACUUUCUGAAUGGAUUCGACACAGUGAUGAGACAGUCAUGAGAGCAAGGCCACGUUCACAGGCUCUGCCAAAUAGCAUGUGAAUCUGAUCGUUUUUGUGAUCAGUCAUUUGCUGCUGCUCAUUACCUACAAGAAUGAUCCUAGACACAAAGCAUUGGAAAGAAUUGAAAACUAAGUGCAGUGUUAUAUAAAUGGUUGCUGACAUUAUACAUGUAACCCCAACAAGUUUUGGUUAAUGCUGCCCGAAUCUUGGAAAUGUUUAUGUAGUUACUGCAUAUGGAACAUCUUGUGAGGUGUGUUGAAAUGCUGCCGACAGCUACCCAAAUAAUUAAGCAUAGGAGAUAGUUGCUUGCUUGAAGGCAUUGGUAAAGAUCUUUCCAGACAAAUUAUCUUGGAAGUUUUAUGUUCAUACCAACACUAGAAGAAGAAAAAAAAGGAAAUGUUUUCGUGUGAAGUCUUGGAAAUGUGUAUUGAGGGUCUUCUAUUCCUUACUGUUAGCUUCUAUGGUCUUAGUGUGUUUGAGUCAACCAUGGAUUUUUGUUGACAGAAAUCCUGUAGCAUUCCUCUGUCACAUAGCAACAGAAGGAAAUUCUUCUGUAUUAUUUUUUUUCAAGGGUUUGUGUGUAAAGAACAUUAGUUAUAUUGAAAGGGAGCAUAGUCUACCCAUACAGAUUUUGUAAUAAGUGGAUGGUGAUAAACG
Molecule: messenger RNA, 3707 nt
Organism: Gastrolobium bilobum
Lineage: Eukaryota; Viridiplantae; Streptophyta; Magnoliopsida; Fabales; Fabaceae
Product: kinesin-like protein KIN-4A
Exons: 26
Coding region: 1-3090 (1029 amino acids)
Biological process (GO): microtubule-based movement; mitotic spindle organization
Molecular function (GO): microtubule motor activity; microtubule binding; ATP binding
Source: RefSeq, a predicted model, not a curated record